Molecule: messenger RNA, 300 nt
Organism: Octodon degus (degu)
Lineage: Eukaryota; Metazoa; Chordata; Mammalia; Rodentia; Octodontidae
Product: exosome complex component CSL4-like
Biological process (GO): RNA processing
Cellular component (GO): nuclear exosome (RNase complex); cytoplasm
Molecular function (GO): RNA binding
Source: RefSeq, a predicted model, not a curated record
AUGUGGGAGCUAGUGUCACCUGUAAGGUCUCUAGAAGAUGUCCAAGUGACUGAAAAAAACAAGGUUGAAAUUUAUAAGAGUUUCCGCACAGGUGACAUUGUCUUGGCCAAAGUGAUAUCCCUAGGAGAUGCACAGGCCAAUUACUUGCUGACCACGGCUGAAAACGAGCUCAGGGUGGUGGUGGCUCACAGUGAAUCCGGUGUCCAGAUGGUUCCCAUUAGCUGGUGUGAGAUGCAGCGCCCGAAGACCCACACAAGCCAGAAAGUGGCCUGAGUAUAGCCUGAAUUCUUGCAGACCUAA